UAAGAAGAAAGCUGACUAUUUCUUCCUCUUCCCCAAAAAUCCCUCAACUUUUGUUUCUUUUUCUUCUCUCUCUCAUCGCCCAAACUAACGGGUCGGCCUUCUCCCUUCCCGAGAUCCGCCGAUCCAACACCCGGAGCUCUCUGUACUCCGGUGCGGGUCUCGGAUCCUGCAACCCAAACCCGAUAUCUCGCCCGUUUCGCCCGGUUCAAGAUGGUGUCGGCCAAUCGCGAAAUGGCGGUCUACUGCUUCGAUACCCUCGUUGCCCAUUACAACAGCGAUCAGGCGCCUCCUCCCUCUUUCGAUGAAGGCGAACACCCACUGUUUGUUACUUGGAAGAAAGCUAUUAAUGGUGCUGAGCCACGCUUACGGGGUUGUAUUGGUACACUAGAAGCUCGGGACCUGAUCAAUGGUUUUAGGGAUUAUGCUUUAACUAGUGCGCUGAGGGACCGCCGAUUCUCUCCAAUACAAGCUAAAGAAUUACCAUUUUUGGAAUGUACAGUUUCCGUACUAACUAAUUAUGAGUCUGCUCUUCACUACCUUGAUUGGGAGGUUGGAAAGCAUGGUUUAAUUAUUGAGUUUACUGACCCUGAUAACAAUAUAAGGCGCAGCGGAACUUACUUGCCAGAGGUGGCUGCCCAUGAAGGUUGGACAAAGAUCGAAACUAUCGAUUCAUUGAUGAGGAAAGCGGGAUACAAUGGGCACAUCACCGAGGCACACCGCAAGAGGCUUAACAUCACACGCUACCAGAGCACCCUCUACACCAUGCACUUCAAUGAAUAUGUCUCCUACGUGAAGACAACAAGAGGGGCUCCCCCUCUGGAGCUUCACCGGAGGUGCGGGAUUAAAAGGAGCGAGAUCUGA
This is a messenger RNA of Asparagus officinalis (garden asparagus), 861 nucleotides long. RefSeq lists its product as uncharacterized. The coding region runs from base 211 to 861 and encodes 216 amino acids. The transcript has 6 exons. Lineage: Eukaryota; Viridiplantae; Streptophyta; Magnoliopsida; Asparagales; Asparagaceae. The record is from RefSeq and is a predicted model, not a curated record.